CAGGCCGUUUCAAAAUCAAACGCACGCUAAGCGAGCUUACAGGGAGCUAGUCCUCAUGAAGUGUGUGAACCACAAAAAUAUUAUCAGUUUAUUAAAUGUCUUCACACCACAGAAAUCGCUGGAGGAAUUCCAGGAUGUUUAUUUAGUAAUGGAGCUGAUGGAUGCCAACUUGUGCCAGGUGAUUCAAAUGGAGCUAGAUCACGAGCGAAUGUCUUACCUGCUGUACCAAAUGCUUUGUGGCAUCAAGCACCUUCAUUCCGCAGGAAUCAUACACAGGGAUUUAAAACCAAGUAAUAUUGUGGUAAAAUCUGACUGCACAUUGAAGAUUCUGGAUUUUGGACUGGCCAGGACAGCGGGCACUAGCUUCAUGAUGACUCCAUAUGUGGUCACGCGUUAUUACAGAGCACCAGAGGUCAUCUUGGGAAUGGGCUACAAGGAGAAUGUGGAUAUAUGGUCAGUAGGAUGCAUUAUGGGAGAAAUGGUGCGCCACAAAAUCCUCUUUCCAGGAAGGGACUAUAUUGACCAGUGGAAUAAGGUAAUCGAACAGCUGGGAACACCUUGCCCGGAAUUCAUGAAGAAACUCCAGCCCACAGUGCGGAACUACGUGGAAAACCGACCUAAAUACGCCGGCCUAACUUUCCCCAAACUCUUCCCAGACUCUCUCUUUCCAGCCGAUUCAGAACACAACAAACUCAAAGCUAGCCAAGCCAGGGACCUUUUGUCAAAGAUGCUAGUGAUUGACCCAGCCAAGCGGAUAUCAGUGGACGAAGCCUUGCAGCAUCCGUACAUUAAUGUUUGGUAUGACCCAGCAGAAGUGGAGGCGCCACCUCCGCAGAUAUAUGAUAAGCAGCUGGAUGAAAGAGAACACACAAUCGAAGAGUGGAAAGAAUUAAUCUACAAGGAAGUAAUGAAUUCUGAAGAAAAGACUAAAAACGGCGUAGUAAAAGGACAGCCUUCUCCUUCAGGUGCAGCAGUGAACAGCAGCGACAGCCUCCCUCCGUCCUCAUCUGUCAAUGACAUUUCCUCCAUGUCCACAGACCAGACCCUGGCAUCGGACACUGACAGCAGUUUGGAAGCUUCUGCAGGACCCCUCGGUUGUUGCAGGUGA
Molecule: messenger RNA, 1108 nt
Organism: Gekko japonicus
Lineage: Eukaryota; Metazoa; Chordata; Lepidosauria; Squamata; Gekkonidae
Product: mitogen-activated protein kinase 10
Exons: 10
Coding region: 56-1108 (350 amino acids)
Biological process (GO): JNK cascade; protein phosphorylation
Cellular component (GO): nucleus; cytoplasm
Molecular function (GO): ATP binding; JUN kinase activity
Source: RefSeq, a predicted model, not a curated record